This is a messenger RNA of Suillus paluster, 1518 nucleotides long. RefSeq lists its product as uncharacterized. Bases 1 to 1518 code for a protein of 505 amino acids. NCBI's taxonomy places the organism in Eukaryota, Fungi, Basidiomycota, Agaricomycetes, Boletales, Suillaceae. The record is from RefSeq and is a predicted model, not a curated record. The transcript has 2 exons.
AUGUCCCUGGUAGAUGUUGAACGUCCAAUAUCUGUCAUUCCACAGCAGCGGGGUCGUGAAUCCCCUGAAAUCAUCGACGUCGACCUGCUCGAUGUAGAAGACCAGGUGGCUCGCAUCAGGUCGAGACCACCUACCAGGAGAAGAAGGGUGUCGGAGAGUGGUCGUUCUGUGUCAGUCGAGCCAGAAAUCAUAACAAUAAACGACAGCGAUGACGAUAUACAGUUCGUCAGUGCCAGAUCUCACAGAGAGCGCCUUUUUUCUCCAUCUCCUCCUCCACAGCUUGCUGUGAUACCACCAGUUCCGCAGAUACCGCGCAGGUUUCUACCUAUGCGAAGAAGACCGCCUCCCUUUCCCACCGCCCCUGGCUUGGUGGUUCCCAAUGCCGAGCCUUUUCCAUUCGAAAGGACCAUCAGGCAUGCCCCUACGCACGUUGAGCAUCCUCAGGCGCUUGUUCCUCCACCUGCUGCUGCGCGGUCUCAUCACGUUCCCAUCAUGGGACUUGGCGGGGCACUGCUUCAACGCGCUAGAUCUGCCUUUGAGCAUCCCCCUGUACGAUCACAUAAUAACGACCGCCGCCGCCGAGUCUUCGGCAUUCCAGCGGAUGUUUUCAUGCAAUGGAACCCUCUAGACUUCUUUGGUCAUGAAGAAGACGAGCUGUAUGAUGAUGAUGGAUUCCGUCACUAUCGUGCUGCAGAUUUUUAUGACGAACCAGGCGAUGCGCUGAUGCGAGGCGACCUCCGUCGUUUCAACUCCCUAGGGCGACCUUCAGAACCUGAUUAUCAAACGGAGUAUACCCAUCCAACGAACCCUGCAUCUGGCUUUACGCAUGACUUCGAGUUAUCAUCGAUAACGUCUGCGCCUGUUAUCGACAUUGAUAGCCCUGGUUCCUCCAGUUCAAGCAGUAGUCGUCAUGGCGAGACUAUGCUUGCCUGUGCCUGGUGCCACGAUCCGUUGAUACUGGGAGCCACGGAUGUUGGCGAGGACAGAGCUAAGAGAAGAUUGUGGGGUUUGAGAUGUGGACAUGUUUUGGACGGAAAAUGUGUUGAGGAAUUGAUGAAGCCGAUACCUGUUAUCACCCCGGACUCGCUGGAAACCAAUGAUGUGAAAGGUAAAGGCAAAGCAAAGGAGGUAGAUGAUCCCAAGUUACCUAGCACCUACCCCACCGGCUCUUCGAAAGGUAAAGGCAAGGCGACGGAACCCGAUAUCUUUAAUAUAUUCCCUGAACCGGAAUUCCCCUCUAUUCGCUCACGUCUUCGUCCCCGUCCCCCCGUUCCACCGCGUCCGGCUGGAUCUUUGCCCGCUGGCCCUGGCCCGUCUCGCGGGCGACCUAGAGCUGCUCCCCGCACGUCUACGAAAGCGAAGGGUAAUGGGAAGGAUCGAGCCAAGGUUCUCAGUGUAGAAGCUGAAUAUGAAUGGACUUGUCCUGUUGGCGGAUGUGGACGUGUUCAUGUGAGUCAGCUCAUCAACGGGCAGUGGGUCAUGGAUGAGAAGAGAGGGGCUAUCACUGUCUUUGUAUGA